Messenger RNA from Hibiscus syriacus, 820 nucleotides. RefSeq names its product protein DOG1-like 4. The transcript has a single exon. The record is from RefSeq and is a predicted model, not a curated record. Lineage: Eukaryota; Viridiplantae; Streptophyta; Magnoliopsida; Malvales; Malvaceae. Gene Ontology annotation, molecular function: sequence-specific DNA binding. Gene Ontology annotation, biological process: DNA-templated transcription. The coding region runs from base 39 to 797 and encodes 252 amino acids.
AAAAAAAUCUGCAUAUCCAUUUGCAUGCUGCUGUUCCGAUGAAGAGUAAAGUCGGAGAACGAUUCUCUGAGUUCUACGAUAAGUGGAUGUGCCAACUCGAUGUGUACCUGCAACAGUUGCUGAACGUGUCCAAGGAGAGUACAGUGAGUACUCUAGUUUCAACGGAAGGUGAUAAACAAGCUCUGGUGUCGAAACUCACCACUCAUUACAAAGAAUACUACACUGUCAAAUGGGCGGCUGCGCAUGAAGACGUGCUCGCCUUUUAUUGCCCAGUUUGGUUAAGCAAGCUAGAGGAUGCUUAUUCGUGGCUGACGGGUUGGAAGCCGUCUACGAUAUUCGGGCUCGUCGAGUCAAUGAGGAGGACUCGGGAGCCGGGACCGGGUUUGGCCGAGUUGACGGAGGAGCAAGUGAGGAAGAUAGAGCAGUUGAGGGUGAAGAUAAAGUUGGAGGAAGAGAAAGUGGAGGGGAAAAUGGAGAGGCAGCAAGUGGCAAUGGCUGACCGGAAAAAAGUCGAGCUGGUUCGGAUGGCGAGGCGGAUGAGGAACGAGGAGCUGGUGGCGGUGGCGGUGGCGAUGAAGGGAGUACUGGCGGGGAUGGAGAGGGUGAUGAAAGCGGCGGAUUGUGUGAGGCUCAAGACCUUGAAAGGUGUUCUUGAUGUGUUGAGUCCAUCUCAGUCUCUGGAUUUUCUUGCUGGGACUUGCAUGCUGCAGAUUCAGCUGAGGAAAUGGGGACAGACAAGGGAUAGCCAAAAGGGUCUGAUGGUUAACCCAGAGUUGCACAAUAAUCUUAUUUUUUAAGACUAAAAGAGAUGUUUAAGAAU